AGUGUUUGUUCAGAUGUGGAGCGCAAGAGUCUGAUUCUCGAGGGUCUGCCGGAAGAUUUCCAGCGAGUCAAGCCAAAGAUCGAGCUUUACUUCCAAAACAAAAGAAGCUCUGGAGGAGAGAUCGUGCAGACUCGAGAACAUCCAGACGACAGACGAAAAGCGUUUCUGGUUUAUAUAAGAGACGAAGAUCUGAAGAAGGUGCUUGACAAAAGGAUCCAUAAAGUUGAUAUCAAACCUCAUGGAUCUGUUGAAGUGACGGUGAAACUCCCAGAAGACACAAGAACCAAGAAGAUCAAACCACAAGUACUGCCCAAACCCAAACCCAACCCCGAGACAUGCCUUCCCCUCAGAUCACCGCACGCUCCUGCCAGACAGCCUACAACAGCAAUUAAAGGUCACACAGAUGAGGAGGAUUCAGAAAUACCAGAUCUUCUCAUUAACACCCCUGGUUCAGUUGAGAAGGAAACCCUUCAGAUGUAUGUUGAGCAGUUCACAGAGCAGUUUGAGCUAGCAAAGCACGGAAAUAACAGCUGGAUCCUGAAGCUCUGCAGCCAGUCAGAUUUAGAGGAGAUUUUGGGCCAGAAAGAGCAUGGGUUUGGUAUAACGUUAGCAGUGUAUAAAGGAGGAGGUCUGGGAGAGCAGCUGGACCCGCGUCGCUUCAUCUUGACUGGCUUUGAUGGAGCCACAGACUGCAGGAUGAUCUCAGUGUUCAUCGGCAGCUGUAGCAAGACCACAGAGCACACCUGGGAGACGCUUGAUGAGGACAGGAUCGUUGUCACCUUCAAACACGAUAUCGAUGUGACGUCAUUUCUAAGGAAAUGCACCUGGAGGCAGCUGCAGGGUCAAGACAUCGGAGUGACCCGUGUGGAGCGGACGGACUCGGUUCUGGUCCAGGGAGACUUGGAGAAGCUCACUGAAGAUGUUCUCACACUUUACUUCAGCAACAAGAAGAGGAGCGGAGGAGGAGACGUCCAGUCCUUCAUAUGGAUCAACAGACGAAAGAGCGCGGCCAUCACCUUCGGAAACUGUGACGUGAGCACAGGUUUUCCAUUUAUUUUUGGAACCGACCGAUCGUAG
Sinocyclocheilus anshuiensis is the source of this 1077-nucleotide messenger RNA. RefSeq lists its product as uncharacterized. The record is from RefSeq and is a predicted model, not a curated record. The transcript has 7 exons. The annotation marks the transcript as partial. NCBI's taxonomy places the organism in Eukaryota, Metazoa, Chordata, Actinopteri, Cypriniformes, Cyprinidae.